Molecule: messenger RNA, 1429 nt
Organism: Hypoxylon fragiforme
Lineage: Eukaryota; Fungi; Ascomycota; Sordariomycetes; Xylariales; Hypoxylaceae
Exons: 2
Coding region: 262-1272 (336 amino acids)
Molecular function (GO): protein binding
Source: RefSeq, a predicted model, not a curated record
CCACAUUGUAUUUACAUAGUAUUGUAACUACGCCGUACAUACUCCGUACCACCAAAUUCCAAUGACUAAUCUCUUAAGUAUUGUUAAGGCUCUUUAACUCCGAGUCUCCGACCAACAAGUACCGUCAGUGUAACCUGCAGCUCAGUCGUGAAACUUUACAUUUGCCACGUCAAUUCAAACAUCCAAACAAUAUUCAACGUUUGACAAGAACAACAAACAGCACGUAAUUCCCUUUCGUGAUACCAACUUCAGGCCCUUACCAUGAGGAAAGUUGAGCCCUCUGAGGAUGAUGAGUUAGGGAUAUUGGAAGAUAAAACAGAGGCGCUUCCCUUGCGCUCCAAACGGACUGAGAGAGCAUUGAAGAAGCAGGCGAAGAAGACUAAAAAGAUAGGAGAGCAAUCACAGGAUCUGAUGAACUUGCCAUACGAACUCGUGUUGCAAAUUCUGACGCUUCUUCGUCCUAGCGACCUCUUCAACUUGCAACGCGUUAGCAAGGCUUACCAUGGAUUCAUUGUUCAGGAUGGACCUUGGAUCGCCAAGUCUAUCAUGAAUUGGCGCUAUGCCUGUCUUAAGAAAUGCUUCAGGUUGCCUGUACUCAUGGAAAAGGUUGACCCAAGCAUUCAAGCUUUCAUCCAGAGUCCCGAAAGACUGGACCUUCACAUCGUUCAUCAGAAACCAUAUAAACACGUUCAAGCCCCGGAUCCAGCUGAGAUAUGCACCUGUCUAACCUGUCUGUUGCGCUGGCUGUCUUUAUGCCUCAUCGUCGACUUUUCCCACUGGCAGAAGAACUUAGAUAUGGGAGAACCGAUUCCGAUGAUAAGAAGAGGCAAGAAUCCUGAAUGGAAUCGGAAUCUAAUAGCUUCCAAUGCAGCUAUCGUACGGAAAGCCCUCCAUAGCCCUCUCUGGUAUGCUAGACUACUUGAGGCCCAUUUGAGCUCAACAGUGAGGUCAAUAAGUCGGCAUGCCGCCAACAAAGGCAAUAAAAGGCAUCGUUUCCGCAUGUCCCGGCGGGAGAUGGAAUCCGGUGCCGACCUAUUCUUAGAAAGAAGUGGCCCUCCAAGCUUUGAUUUCCCCUUUCACAGGGACAACUAUUAUAUGCUAGAGGCCUACUUGCCCAACAGAGGAUGGAAUGCUGAACAUGAGAAGUGGAUGUACGUACCGGCUAACCAGCACAACCUGGACAUUGACUAUAUUGCCAGUAGGGGCAGGAUACGACGCAAAAGAGCUGCUGAAGAAACCGAAAGGCAACCAGAGGAGGGACAGAGAACUUGAAUGAUGCCUCGAAUGUCAUAUAAUACACCCCGCAUUCCCUGUCAUUAUUUUCGAAGCUCGCUGACGGCCCCGUCGCGAGCUUAACUGGCCUUUCUACCGCCCCUCUAUAGAACACCGCACCUAAAAUUCCUAUACAAGUGCAAUCCCCUAAAAUAAG